This is a messenger RNA of Pipistrellus nathusii (Nathusius's pipistrelle), 600 nucleotides long. The record is from the annotation of a GenBank genome assembly. Lineage: Eukaryota; Metazoa; Chordata; Mammalia; Chiroptera; Vespertilionidae.
AUGGCGAACCGCGGCCCCAGCUACGGCCUGAGCCGGGAGGUGCAGGAGAAGAUCGAGCAGAAGUACGACGCGGACCUGGAGAACAAGCUGGUGGACUGGAUCAUGCUGCAGUGCGCCGAGGACAUCGAGCACCCGCCCCCCGGCAGGGCCCAUUUCCAGCAGUGGCUGAUGGACGGGACGGUCCUGUGCAAGCUGAUAAACAGCUUAUACCCACCUGGGCAAGAGCCCAUUGCCAAGAUCUCAGGGUCCAAGAUGGCUUUUAAACAGAUGGAGCAGAUCUCCCAGUUCCUGAAAGCUGCAGAGGCCUAUGGUGUCAGGACCACUGACAUUUUCCAAACAGUGGAUUUAUGGGAAGGGAAGGACAUGGCAGCUGUGCAGAGGACCCUGAUGGCUCUAGGCAGUGUUGCAGUCACCAAGGAUGACGGCUGCUACCGGGGAGAGCCAUCCUGGUUUCACAGGAAAGCCCAGCAGAAUCGGAGAGGAUUCUCAGAGGAGCAGCUUCGCCAAGGACAGAAUGUGAUAGGCCUGCAGAUGGGCAGCAACAAGGGCGCCUCCCAGGCGGGCAUGACGGGGUACGGGAUGCCCAGGCAGAUCCUGUGA